Molecule: messenger RNA, 996 nt
Organism: Brugia pahangi
Lineage: Eukaryota; Metazoa; Nematoda; Chromadorea; Rhabditida; Onchocercidae
Source: the annotation of a GenBank genome assembly
AUGGGAGAGUUUCAUGAGGAUUCGUUGGGUAAUAGGAAGCAUCUUCUGGACAUUUUGCCACUGGAUACCGUGGAGUAUGCAUGUGCCUAUGGUUCGGGUGCGGUACCGCAGAAGAUUGAUGGUACACUCGGGGAAAUGGUCGAUUUCAUUAUUGCAACGCAAGAUUCAAAACAGUUUCAUAAACAGAACUUGAGUAUGAAUCCGACCCAUUACUCUUUAUUACGUUUUCUAGGGUAUCAAAAGAUUGCGCAAGUUCAAAGGAACUAUGCAGCUAGGGUUUAUUGUAACACUCGAGUGUCAUACCAGGGUUAUCUUAUAAAGUAUUCAGUAAUUGAUACCGAUGAUUUGUUACUGGAUCUGAUCGAGUGGAGGUGGAUGUAUUUAGCUGGGAGACUGCAAAAACAUGUUGUGGACAUCAUCAGUCCUUCACCGAGAAUAACCCUGGCUAUAGAAAAAAAUCGUUAUAGUGCUUUACAGGCAGCAUUAUUACUUUUACCGGACAAAUUUUCACUUUCACAGUUUUACAACGAGCUAAUAUCGCUCUCAUAUCGAGGUGAUUUUCGAAUGUCAUUUGGUGAAGACAAAAAUAAGAUAGGAAGAAUUGCUGACGGAAGCAGGACUCAACUUAAUCAAAUCUACGUACCACUCUUGAAAGCUGAUGAAGAUGUUUUUAUCCAAGGACGCACCAUCGAACAGGACAGAUGUGAUGCCGUAUUUUUUAAACGAAUCACGGGAUUACCAUUUAAUGUACUGUGGAAUUUACAACGCAUAAUCAACAGCAGAAACGGAAAGCAGAAUGAUAUAGAAGAGAUUGCUGCUUCGCUGGCACGAAGGUUGGAUGGACCAAAACCUGUUGCUGCAGCUAUCGAAGAUAUUGUUUGGAGAUCUGCUUUGCAACAAACAGCAAAAAAUGCAUUUUCUGCAGGUAUCAUGCGCUCAACUGCAUAUGCUUUUGCGAAAAUCGCAAAAAUGAUGAAAUCAUUGAAACAUUUAUAG